Molecule: messenger RNA, 2757 nt
Organism: Polypterus senegalus (gray bichir)
Lineage: Eukaryota; Metazoa; Chordata; Cladistia; Polypteriformes; Polypteridae
Product: taste receptor type 1 member 3-like
Exons: 6
Coding region: 1-2529 (842 amino acids)
Biological process (GO): sensory perception of umami taste; G protein-coupled receptor signaling pathway
Cellular component (GO): membrane
Molecular function (GO): G protein-coupled receptor activity
Source: RefSeq, a predicted model, not a curated record
AUGGCCAUGAACUGGCAUGUCUAUCAAACAGUGCUUGCUCUACUAUGGCAUAUGGGGAAUCCCCAAGAAACACUCUUUGACAACAAUGAACAGUUCAGGUUGCCUGGAGACUACGUCAUUGGUGGACUCUUCUCCUUACACUCCAGAGCUGUAAAUCUUGACUCCCGAACAAAGCCGGAGUUCAUUACCUGUGACAGCUUCUAUCCCUCUGGUUACCGCUACUUCUUGACAAUGAUCUUUGCCAUUGAUGAAAUAAACCAGGCCACAGACCUUCUUCCAGGGGUUCAACUUGGAUAUGAGGUCUAUGACUCUUGCAUGGAGAUGUUAGGUACAGUGCCACCAAGCCUUCGCUUUGUGUCCAAGGGAGACAGCAAUGGUGUUGCUGUGCAGUGUGAUUACAUGAACUACCAGCCUCGUGUUAUAGCAGUUGUGGGACCAACCACUUCAGAGGAGACCAUACCCAUUGCCCGACUCCUGGGACAUUUCCACAUUCCACAGAUUGGCUAUUCAGCAUCCAGUGAGGCCCUAACUAACCGCCAGCGAUUUCCCACCUUUUUCCGCAUGAUUCCAAGUGACAAUGUUCAGACAGAAGCCAUAUUGCAACUUCUGCACCAACUUGGUUGGAAUUGGGUAUCACUGCUCUGCACAGAUGAUGAGUACGGUCGAGGAGGUUGCACAAAGUUCAUCAACCUAGCAGAACAACACAGCAUCUGCAUUUCACACUGGCAGCUGCUGCCUCAGAGGGUGGAGGCCAAGAGUAACGCUCAGCUGGGACAGAUCCUGUCUACUCUAAAGUCAGUCCAGUCCAACAGCACCGUGCUCUUCGCCAAUGACUUGUAUGCCACCGCCCUGUUGCAGGAGGCUGUGAGCCAGGGCUACGGAUCAGGGAAGGUGUGGAUCGGCAGCGAGGGCUGGACGGCCUCCCGCAGGGUGGCGGAUAUUCCUAAUGUUGGCAAAGCCGGUGGUGUGUUGGGUCUGGCUCUGCAGAAAGGGCGAAUGCCUGGGUUUGAGCCCUUCCUGGAGAAGUGGCUGAAACGGAUGUCCAGCAGGCCACGGCAGGAGUGCCAGGCAGGUGGUGAUCUUAGUCAGGGAGUUUGCUUCCCCAAUUGUGCAGAGUGCUAUAGCUUCACCCUUCAGAACUACAGCUAUCUACUUGGGGGUACCCAGAGACGCACUUCAUUUGCCACAUACGCCAGCGUAUAUGUCAUUGCUCAUGCCUUGCACUCCCUGCUGCAGUGCAACCAGAGUGGCUGCCUGAAGAGCAAGGUGUGCACUCAAAAGCUUGUAGAGGAGCUGUGGAAAGUGAACUUUACACUGGAAACAUCUCCCAUCAGCUUCAACAGCAAAGGAGAUCCUCCAAGUAUCUAUGAGAUUGUUAACUGGCAAUGGCAUCAGGGUGGGACCCCCAGCAUAGUAACUGUAGGAAAGUACAUCAAUGGAAAGCUAAGCCUUGACCUCCCUAAUGUUUACUGGAACACACCCGAUAACAGGCCACCCGGGUCAAACUGCUCCAGUCAAUGUGAAGAUGGCCAAGUGAAAAGGGGAAGCGGUUGCUGUAGCAAGUGUGAUGACUGUCCAGCAGGAACCUUCAGCAAUAUAAGUGAUGAUUCCAACAUAUGCAGCCCUUGCCCCCUUGAACAAUGGUCAUAUCCUCGCAGCAGCAACUGCCGGGAUCGCAUUGUUGAGAUGCGCAGCUGGACAAACUUCUCCACCAUAUUUUUACUGUUCUUCUCCAUAUUGGCUAUGGUUGUGUUGCUGUCUGUGGCUUUAGUCUUCGUCUGUCAACAUCAGAGCCAUAUGGUUCAUGAGGCUGGAGGUGCCUCUUGUUUUCUUAUGCUUCUUUCCAUUUUCAGCAGCUGCACAAGCCUCCCCUUCUUUCUUGGACCACCUUCCCCCAGUACCUGCCUUGCGCGCCAGCCUCUCUUCUCGGCAGGGUUCACUGUCUGCAUUGCUGCUAUGCUGGCGUGGCCCCUGAGGCCUCCUCACUCAUCCACCUUGUGUUGCCAAGUUAGCCUACAGAGCUGCACAGGCCGCAUUCUUGUCUUUACCAUAUCCCUGUUGCCACAGGUGGUGAACUUUUUCCUGUGGUUGUGGCUAAACCCACCUGCAGUUAUUCCUAACUAUGACAUCUUGGACAACCUGGUGUUGCUGGAGUGCUUUGAGGGAUCCAAUAUCUUUUUUGGUUUCUCUAUAUGCUACAAUUGCAUACUUGCUGCUCUAGCUUUGGCACUGACAGUAGGCCGGCUGGAUCUUUGGUCCUACAACACUGGAAGGCAGGCCACUUUUUCUCUGAGUGUCUUCAUUAUCUCUUGGAUUUUUUUCUUACCUACUUAUGCCACAUCUAAGGGUCUCAAUGUUCCUUGCAUUCAAGUCUUCUCUGGUCUAGUUUGUAUCUACAGCAUCCAAGGCUCAUACUUCCUGCCCAAGUGUCGCCUCCUACUCUUCAAACCUAACAUUGGUACUAAUGGGUUUCUGCCACGUGCCAGCCUGGAUCAGCCUGGCUCUAUCAGAACUGUGGACUCCCAAUAGAAUUAAUGGUCAAGACCUCACACAUCCUUUUCAUUUAGCUGCCUUGAUAUCUUUUAAAUGUUUAUUUUCUGAGCUUAAGAUUGUGCCUUGACAUGUUUUCUCCUGAAUACCUACAAAUAACCCAAAUGCUUCUUCACUAUCCAUCUACUUUGAAAUUCCCGGAUUUCAAUUUUAGUUUUGGUAGCUUCAAGAGUGUUAGCUCACAUCCAUACGAACAUUUAACAAUAA